AUGGCAGAGACGUGCGAACACAAGCCAACUAUCGGCUGCGCUUUGACCGCGGUGCCUGGCUGCUGCGCCUGCGCGGACAAGAGACCGCUGGCAACUGCCUACCCUCUCUACAUUGACGGCCAAGGCAUGAGACUUCAAGGCAGGCGCUGGCAACGCUACUGCUGGAAGUGUCGCGAUUAUUGGAAUUUACACUCACAGUCUACGACGUCUGCGUCUCUCCUUUCCAACCCUCCAACUCCUUAUGCUGCAGUCCCGUCGGAUCAGACCGCGCUUCCAUCCACAGACAACAUGGACCAUGCGCACACCAACCCAUCCCCACUAUCCGACUGGCACCAGCAAUCCUGGUCGUUUGACGGAAUCAAUGAAUUACAGCACCCUGCUGGUAGUGAAUCAAUUCCACUUUCCCCGCGUCAUCCCUACAUCCCUCGUGGUACUGGGCAUUCCAGCCACGCCGGAACAUCAGAUGGGUACCCGAGAAGCGACCCUCUACACCAGAGGUUUCAAGAGAGCCAACAGGCUCAACAGGCCCGACUGGCCCGACGAGCCCAACUAAGAGAGGGUGGACCGCCUCCCGGUUCUCAAAGAAUCACAGCACGGCAAUCAGGUCCAAACGGUGAUUCGAACCCCUCAGCCUCAAGAAGGAGGGAACGAGCCUUUACCAACCCAUUCGGCACCCGAGAGGAAAUUGAGUCUGAAAAUUAUCAGAGCCCCAUCACGGCAAUGUUUGGUCGAGCCUGGAAUCGCUAUAGACAAGCUGAAGAGGAGAGAUCAUCCAUGGAAGCCGGAGCCACAAACGUGGGCGAUACGCCGAGAGAGGCCACUGCCAGUGUUCUGGGCACCGGACCAUCCCAGAAUGCGGAUAUCCAACGACAAGUGGAUGCCAUGAUACAUCGUAGGCGGUGGCGGGAGGAACAACAGUUGAUAGAAACCUUGAGGGACGCAUUACAACUACGAGAAACUCUUCGGCGCGAGAGAGAUAAUCCACAUACACACCCACAGAUCAAUCCUAUCGACUCUCAACCGCUACGGCCACGGCCGCUCGACCCGGAAGAGAUGGCCGUUAACGGCGCGUGCAGAAUAUGUUGUGAGCAGAAGAUCGAUACACUGUUGGAGCCUUGCAUGCAUGUUGCUAUCUGUCACUGGUGCUCGGAUUUGUUACUCGAGCAAGUUCGGCGGCAUCGUUCCAUACUCCAACGCCUAGACGGGGAUGAGUCAAGGUGGAAAUGUCCGAUUUGCCGUCGUGCCGUCGUGCGGGCACGAAGAGUGUAUCUGGUUUAG
Messenger RNA from Cladophialophora psammophila CBS 110553, 1278 nucleotides. RefSeq lists its product as uncharacterized. The record is from RefSeq and is a predicted model, not a curated record. The coding region runs from base 1 to 1278 and encodes 425 amino acids. Lineage: Eukaryota; Fungi; Ascomycota; Eurotiomycetes; Chaetothyriales; Herpotrichiellaceae. The transcript is spliced from 3 exons.